Messenger RNA from Petromyzon marinus (sea lamprey), 2035 nucleotides. It is a transcript of the gene MECR, whose product is annotated as mitochondrial trans-2-enoyl-CoA reductase. The record is from RefSeq and is a predicted model, not a curated record. Gene Ontology annotation, cellular component: mitochondrion. Gene Ontology annotation, biological process: fatty acid metabolic process. Lineage: Eukaryota; Metazoa; Chordata; Hyperoartia; Petromyzontiformes; Petromyzontidae. Gene Ontology annotation, molecular function: oxidoreductase activity.
UGCAGUGCAUGGGGUGGCCGGUCGUACUGGGUGGAGCCAUCCGCCUAUGGGUGAGGCACGCUGCCCCUCGUGCCCCGGGGCUGCCCUGUCCGAGGGCCCACCCCCGUGGGGCCUGCACGGCCUCCUGCCUGGUCUACGAGGCUCACGGGGAGCCACAGCACGUGCUCCGGUUAGAGGAGCGGACCCUGCCCCCGGUUGGCGAGGGAGAGGUACGGGUUCGGAUGCUCGCGGCUCCCAUCAACCCGGGCGACAUCAACAUGGUGCAGGGUAAAUACGUGGUACAGCCGCCCCUACCUGCAGUGGGGGGGAAUGAGGGUGUGGGGCAGGUGGAGGAAGUUGGGUCAAAGGUCACGACCCUAAAACUGGGCGACUGGGUCCUGCCAUGUGACUCUGGCUUCGGCACAUGGAGGACGAGGGCCGUGUGCCCGGAGGCCGCCCUCCUGCGCGUGCCGCCUGAGCUGCCCCUGCUGAGCGCCGCCACCAUCGGCAUGAACCCUGCGAGCGCCUACCGCAUGCUCCACGACUUUACGAUGCUGAGCCCAGGUGACACGGUCAUUCAGAACGGAGCGAAUAGCGCAGUGGGCCAGGCCGUCAUCCAGAUCGCGGCGUCCCUGGGGCUCGUGAGCAUCAACAUCGUCCGAGACAGGCCGGAGCUGCCCAAGCUGGUGGCAAAGCUGAAGGCCCUGGGCGGAGACUUUGUGUUCAGUGAGGUGGAGCUUCGAAGGCCAGACGUCAGGGAGGUGCUGAAGAUGCUCUGCAAACCGCGACUGGCGUUGAACUGCGUGGGAGGACAGAGUGCCAUGGAGCUCCUUCGCAACCUCGAGCGGCACGGGACUAUGGUGACCUACGGCGGAAUGUCGAUGCAGCCCGUCAUCAUCCCCACGAGCGCGCUCAUCUUCAAUGACAUAAAGAUUGUGGGGUUCUCGGUGACUCGAUGGAAGAGGCUUAAUUCUCAUGAUGGCUCGGCGUACAAGCGAAUGCUGGCCGAGCUGUGCUGCCUGGCUCGCUCGGGAAAGCUGACCGCCCCGGCGUGUUCCGAGGUUCCGUUCCGGGAUUUCCGGGCGGCGCUGGAAGCAGCGGCAAAACCAUUCACUUCGGAAAAGCAGGUCCUCGUGAUGUGACGUCCCACUGGUGCUGACUUGCUCAACGGCGGUUUUCUCGUUCAUUCGUGGGCGCUGAUCAAACGCGGGCAGCCUUGUGGUGUGACACCGGAAGUUAGGGGGAGGUAAUUAAAAUAUAUAAAUCCACAUUUUAUUGUAUCCAUCCACCAGCCUUGCCUCCAUGGUGCUGGUUUACCGCCAUGCACCACCAGGCCUGGUACUUGGUGCAGGCACAAGUGUCAUUUACUUUUAAUUUUACCAGGUAAGGCCCACUGAGACGUAUCGCUAUUUUUCAGAAGCGACCUGGCCACAAAUUGAUGUCUCAACGAAAUGGCAAAAGUCUGUGGCUUGUUGUGCUCCUAGAAGAGCAAUGCAUAACUAUAAGGGUAUUUCCAGUGCCGUCAGGCCAGAUGCGUUCCGUUCCUUGGCUGCCACUGCGUCAUUUUUCUUGACCUACGGCCAUCAUCCCUUUUAGCAACUUGUCCUGUCCAAAGACACUUUUAACAUUUCGAUUUAAAGCUUUCGUGACUGCAGGGAUUCAUAUUCUUAGUUCUUUCGGUAAAGUCACCACGUAGAAGGGAAGUAAUACAAAUAAAACUAUGAAAUUAUCACGACGUUUUGAUUGCAACACAAGCAAUCAUCAUCAGGUGUGAAAACCACAGCAAAAAAAACCCACUUUUAACAGUUUAAAUUGUGUCAGUAACCGAUGCCCUCCUAUACUUGUUUUCCUCUUUCUGUCAAUGUCAUUCUAAACAUGGGUCACUUCAUGCUUCUUUGUCACGCUAUUAUACAUUGUCAGCAUUUUGGAUGUUAUUGUUACGUUCGUAUUUAUAUGAAUUGGCUCCUAUGUUUGUUUUGUACUUGUGGUGAACUUUGUGUAUGAUGAAAAGUAAUAAAGCGUUGAAUUCGUUAUGGAGUUCAGCUAUUAAAAAAUA